Molecule: messenger RNA, 1023 nt
Organism: Sinocyclocheilus rhinocerous
Lineage: Eukaryota; Metazoa; Chordata; Actinopteri; Cypriniformes; Cyprinidae
Gene: gpr35.2
Product: G protein-coupled receptor 35, tandem duplicate 2
Exons: 3
Coding region: 13-1023 (336 amino acids)
Biological process (GO): phospholipase C-activating G protein-coupled receptor signaling pathway; positive regulation of Rho protein signal transduction
Cellular component (GO): plasma membrane
Molecular function (GO): G protein-coupled receptor activity
Source: RefSeq, a predicted model, not a curated record
CCGGUUUGUUAGAUGAUAACAAAGACGAUGAACAGAUCUCAGCUCUUUUCUCUAGUUGGGCAUGUGAAAAGGUUGAAGAUGUCUAACUGCACGCUGAACAUCACCGUGGGAGUCCAGAACUUCCAGCUCGCUGCACUGAUUCCCACCUUCAUCCUCGGCGUCCCGGGAAACAUUUACGUCUUAGUGACGUUCUGCCGCCAUCCCAUAACCGACUGGACCUACAUGAACAUCUACAUCGCCAACAUGGCGAUCGCCGACUGCGUCGUGCUCGUGCUUCUGCCCGUCCGCAUCGCGUCCUACAUCUGGGAAAGUUCGCGACUCUGGGACCAAACCAACAAAGAGCUGUGUUACGUCCUCGUGUCGGUUUAUUACGUCAACAUGUACGUGAGCAUCUUCACGGUCACCGCGAUAAGCGUCGUGCGCUACGUGGCCAUCAAGUAUCCGUUAAAAGCCCGGGAAAUUUUGUGUCGCAGAAACGCGCUGGCGGUUUGCGCGCUCAUUUGGCUGGUCACGUGCUCAUUCAGCGCUGCGUUCCAUCGCGUGGACGAACCGGUAAAAAAUACCACGAUUAAGUGCUUUCAGAAAAACAAAGGAGAGGAAUUACCGUUGGCCUUCAUUCUGGUUCUUAACAUCAUUGGGUUCCUCGUGCCGUUCCUCAUCAUGCUCUUCUGCUCCGUUACAGUCAUUUUCAAAUUAAGGAAACGGUUGGAAAUCGGAUCUCGUUCUGAGAAGAUUCAGUGUAUGUUUAUCAUCGCGGCUAAUCUGAUUGUUUUCGUCGUAUGUUUCUUUCCCAUCCACUUCGGCUUUUUCUUCAAGUACGUCACGCAGGCGUACAAGCACUCGUGCAGUGCGCAGUUUUUCGCACAUAAUUUCGUUCACGGCGCGAUGUGCGUGUCCAGCAUGAACUGCGCGCUCGACUGCUUCAGUUAUUAUUUUGCCACCAGAACAUCAUGGAAACGGCGCAGCUCGAAACAAAGUACAAAUGAAGAAUACCAGUGUAAUUAUAACAGGGUCACACAAUGA